AACCAAAGAUAACCAAUAUGUUUAAACUUUAUAUUUUACUAUUAUCUUUAUUUCUAACAAUUUGUGAUACUCAAAAUGAGCAGAAAGUUUGUUCAGAUCAAGGUUCUAAAUGCGAAACCAUCAACAUUAAUAAAUACAACGAGCACACAUAUAUUUUCUACGAUGUAAACAAGCCCGAAGGCUUCAACUUACGAAGAGAUGUAUACAUAAGAAUGGCUACAUUUGUUAAAAUUUUAAACAAAAUGAAAAUUAAAAGAUAUGUGUUAGUACUUCCCCCAUGGUCAGAACUGUUUCAUUGGAAAUCCAAACAUUUAAAUCAAAAUUCAAUCCCGUGGAAUGAAUUUUUUGAUGUAGAUAGUUUGAAUAAAUAUGUUCCCGUUGUGGAGAUGAAAGAUUAUUUUGCAUAUCAUAAUAUUUGGAAUAAAGAUAGUCUUGUGAUUGAUGAGGUUUUUAUAUUGAAACAUUUCGAAGAGAUGUUUGAAACUGGUAAUUUUCAAGAUAAAUAUGAGUAUACAAAUGAUUGUAAAGAAAAAACUGAGUUGAAUGAUUUAUGGGGGUACAGUAAUGUAACUUUUGGUACUGUAAAGUGUUUAAAAUUUCAAGGAACUACUAGUUUGUUGAAGAAUAUAAUCAAAGACAGCAAAGCCAAUUCAAUAAUGUUUGCUCAUGCUGAAAUACCUUUGCAUGACACAUGGGGCUCUCCUGAGUUUUGGAGAGCUCGUAGAAGUAUGAGGUUUAGUCAACCCCUAGUCAAACUUGCCAAUGAUUUUAGAAAGACUUAUUUAAACUCAACAGAUGACAAUGAUAAUACUUUAAGACCUUUAAGUUGGAAAGAUGAAAAGUAUAGUAGAAAUGCAAUUGGUGGAAAUUAUAUAUCAGUGCAUUUGCGCAGACAAGAUUUUUUAUGGGGUCGCUCAAAACACAUUCCAAAUAUAAAGUAUGCAGCACAACAAAUUGAAAAAAACUGCAACAAACUACAAAUAUUUACUGUAUUUUUAGCAACAGAUGCUUUCUCUAUAGAAAUAAGUGACUUGAGGUCCUUUUUGGAACCAAAAAUUAAAGUCUACACAUUUAAACCAACAUCGGAUAUAGAAAAGAAAAUUAAAGAUGGAGGCAAAGCGAUUGUAGAACAAAUAAUUUGUUCCCAUGCCAAAUAUUUCAUAGGGACUUAUGAAUCUACAUUUUCAUUUCGAAUACAAGAAGAACGUGAAAUCUUAGGCUUCCCAAAAACAACAACCUUCAAUAGACUUUGUGGAGACAAAGAGACUGAUAAAAAAUGUUCUCAAACAACUGUAUGGAGUAUAAUGUUUUGA
Molecule: messenger RNA, 1313 nt
Organism: Ctenocephalides felis (cat flea)
Lineage: Eukaryota; Metazoa; Arthropoda; Insecta; Siphonaptera; Pulicidae
Product: GDP-fucose protein O-fucosyltransferase 2-like
Exons: 4
Coding region: 18-1313 (431 amino acids)
Biological process (GO): protein O-linked glycosylation via fucose
Molecular function (GO): peptide-O-fucosyltransferase activity
Source: RefSeq, a predicted model, not a curated record